Peromyscus eremicus (cactus mouse) is the source of this 773-nucleotide messenger RNA. RefSeq names its product alkB homolog 7 (gene Alkbh7). Gene Ontology annotation, biological process: DNA damage response; fatty acid metabolic process. The record is from RefSeq and is a predicted model, not a curated record. Lineage: Eukaryota; Metazoa; Chordata; Mammalia; Rodentia; Cricetidae. The transcript has 4 exons. Bases 65 to 727 code for a protein of 220 amino acids. Gene Ontology annotation, cellular component: mitochondrial matrix.
CGGCGGGCGGGCCCCAGCCAAUGGCCGGCGGGGGCGGGGCCCAUCUCUAAGCGGCCGUCUGAAGAUGGCGGGCCCCGGGCGGCUGGCCGUGCGGGCGCUCUCCGGCUGCGGCUGGGUUCGCGGCUCGGACCCCGCCGUGCUGAGCCGCCUGCGCGACGAGGCCGUGGUGCGGCCCGGCUUUCUGAGCCAGGCCGAGGAGGACACGCUGACGCGCGAACUGGAGCCGCAGCUGCGGCGCCGGCGCUACGAGUACGACCACUGGGACGCGGCCAUCCACGGCUUCAGGGAGACGGAGAAAUCCCGCUGGUCUGAUGCAAGCCAGGCCAUCCUGCAGCGGGUUCAGGCGGCUGCCUUUGGCCCUGACCAGACCCUGCUGUCGGUGCACGUAUUGGACCUGGAACCUCGGGGCUACAUAAAGCCCCAUGUUGACAGUGUCAAGUUCUGUGGAUCCACCAUCGCUGGUCUUUCGCUGCUGUCCCCAAGUGUUAUGAAACUGGUGCACACCCAGGAACCUGAGCAGUGGCUGGAACUGUUGCUGGAGCCAGGCUCCCUCUACAUUCUGAGGGGUUCAGCCCGAUACGACUUCUCUCAUGAAAUACUUCGAGAUGAAGAAUCAUUUUUUGGGGAGCGCCGGGUCCCCCGGGGUCGACGCAUCUCAGUGAUUUGCCGCUCCCUCCCUGAGGGAAUGGGGCCAGGGAGGCCAGGAGAGCCACCCCUAGCCUGCUGACCUCUACGCCUAAUCUCUGGACUUGUGAAUAAAGUUGGAAAAAGAA